AUGUCUGUCACUGACAUCCCAAUCAAAAUUGGCAGAUCCGAAUCUCUGUAUCCUCGAAAAUACGUCGUCAUCAAGCCCGAAAAUCUAGACGAGGUUGCAGCAAGACUGUAUCGGUUUGACUUUCAAAACCGGAAGGUCCUCAGUCACGAGGCAUCCAGCGAAGAUAAAGUGGUGAUGUCCACGCCUACUCGUGUUAGCACCUUGAAGCGAUUCUGGCAUAAUGGCAUGAAUAUGGUGCGAUUCGGCUGUGAGGAACCGAAUCCAACGGAAGCCGAAUCGCUCAAUCGCUGGUAUACUUUACUAGAAAUGCUGUUUAGAGGCAGCAGUAUUCAGUUGAGUUCGGUCACGUAUGAAGAUAGCGUCUUGCAGCAAAAUCGCAACAUCAGAUCCAACGCCGGCAUACUGUCAGAACUCUGCAAAAGGUUCAAUCUGCUGGAAGAGGACCCCUACCAAGUCACGCCACUUAUCAUUGACGCCAUCGGUAAUUGCUAG
Molecule: messenger RNA, 492 nt
Organism: Radiomyces spectabilis
Lineage: Eukaryota; Fungi; Mucoromycota; Mucoromycetes; Mucorales; Radiomycetaceae
Exons: 2
Coding region: 1-492 (163 amino acids)
Source: RefSeq, a predicted model, not a curated record